Tetrahymena thermophila SB210 is the source of this 591-nucleotide messenger RNA. Its product is annotated as EF hand protein. The transcript has a single exon. Lineage: Eukaryota; Ciliophora; Oligohymenophorea; Hymenostomatida; Tetrahymenidae. Gene Ontology annotation, biological process: mitotic cell cycle; centriole replication. The record is from RefSeq and is a predicted model, not a curated record. Gene Ontology annotation, cellular component: centriole; centrosome. Gene Ontology annotation, molecular function: calcium ion binding.
AUGUCGAAGAAUGCUGCCACUUAAGGAUAAGAAGUAAAGAAAAAGUAAAUGAUGAAUAAUGACUAAGUUUUGAAUGAAACUUAGAAGAAUGAAAUUAAAAAGGCUUUCGAUUUUUUUGAUAUCACAGGUUCAGGAACAAUUGAAGCAAAAAAUUUAAAGGUUGUAUUGCGUGCAUUAGGAUUCGAUCCAACUAAAGAAGAAAUAGUUAAGCUCAUUAAGGAGUUAGGUAAAGGUGAAAAGCAAUAUGAUACUCAAAGAAUUGACUUUUAAGAAUUCUUAAACAUUAUGAUGGUUAAAAUGAACUAAAAAGAUUCUUAAGAAGAUAUACAAAAAGCAUAUAAUCUCUUUGUAGACAAAUAAAAAGGUGUAAUUACUAUGGAAAGCUUAAAGAAAGUAGUCUAUGAUCUAGAAGAAAAUAUGACAGAUUAGCAGAUUCUCUAGCUUAUUAAAGGUGCCAAUAAAAAUUUAGAUUAUUCUGACAGCGACGAAGCAAACAAGGGUGAUAAAAAGAAUGAUGAAGAUCCUGUAGUAACUAAAGAAUAAUUUAUUAAAAUUCUCUCAAGAGAUUUAAAUGAAGAAAAAAGAAAAUGA